GGGCUCUGGGGGGUCCCGCCCCGACGGGCCGUGCCGUGCCGGGAGCCGUAGCCCUGCGCUGGGCCGGUCCAGGCCGGGUAGGGCAGGAGCCUCGGGGGGGGGGACGGGCAGAGCGCGGCGGAGCGGAGCGGAGCAAUGAGCGGGGGUCCGGCGGUGUGCGGGCUGUACCGGCAGAUCCGGCCAUAGGCGCAGCUCCCCCUCUUCGGCUGCAACUGCUGCCAUGAGCCACCGCCCCCCCAGCCCGUCCUCCCCACCCCAGGGUGGCAACCCCUCCCGGCAGCCCUUCAGCCCCGGGAGCGGGGGCUUGGACGUGCUGCGCUGCCCCUCCUGCCUUCUCCUCCUCUGGGAACCGGUGACCGUGUCUUGCGGUCACUCCUUCUGCAAGUCGUGCCUGGGGGGGACCGUGCCAGCCCGCUGCCCCCUGUGCCAGGAGAGGCUGAAGUUGCUGGGCGUCGGGGCGGCGAGGUGCAACGUGGUGCUCUGCGGCCUCCUGGAGAAAUGCGUGAAGGAGGAGAGCCGGCUGGCCUGGCUGGUGGCCCGUGUCCAGGACAGUCUCACCCGUGGGAACGCACGGGAAGCGCUGAGGAUGGCUCAGAAAGGGGUCGAGCUGGUCCCAGACAGCAAUUCCCUGCGGCUGUGCCGGGCAGAGGCGUUCGCAGCACUGGGGCAGCACCGGGAAGCACUGGAGGAGCUGGAGGUGGUGUGCAGGGCUGAGCCUGGAGAACAUGAGGGCUUCUUCAGGAAAGGGAAGGUGCUUCUGGAGAUGGGACAGAGAGCUGAAGCCCUGCUGGCAUGGGAGCACUGCCUGACACUCAGCCCCCAUUUCCAUCCUGCUCAGAGAGAAAUGGAGAAGGUUCUCAGACAAGGGGAUGCUACUGAGCCACACACAGCUGCUGCAUGUUCAGGUGAUGUUCACCAGGACCUGACUCAUCCCCAGGUCAAUGGAAGGAGCUCUGUGCUCUCAUCAUCUUCCACACAAGCUCAGGAUCAGGAGGGAGAGCUGUCAGAUAGCAAAGGGGACACUGUCUCUGAGCACGGCCAGGGGACAGCCACCCUUUCCCAGACAGAGCAAUGGCAGGAACUGGAACAGGAGACUUUGGCAGAGAGGCAGGGCUGGAGGUUGGUAGGUAGUGGAAAGGGAAUGGCAGCAUCAAAGUGUACCCAGACAUGCCUUGAGGAGCUGCUGAGUGUAUCUGACUUGGAGUGCUCCCUCUGCAUAAGAAUGUUCUUUGAGCCAGUGACAACCCCGUGUGGUCACACCUUCUGCAGGGAGUGUCUCGAACGCUGCCUGGACCACCGGCCCAGCUGCCCCCUCUGCAAACAGAGCCUGCGAGAGUACCUAAAGGCUGGAAGCUACAGCCCAACUGUGCUGCUGCAGGACAUCAUGCUGGCCACCUUCCCUGCACAGCUGGCCGAGCGCAGGGAGCUGCACCAGGAUGAAAUGGCAGAGCUCUCCAACCUGACCAAGAACAUCCCCAUCUUUGUGUGCACAAUGUCCUUCCCAGGCAUUGCCUGCCCUCUGCAUGUCUUCGAGCCUCGCUACCGCCUCAUGAUCCGGCGGUGCCAGGAGACCGGUACCAGGAGGUUCGGCAUGUGUGUAUACGAGAAUGGGAAAAGUUUUGCUGACUAUGGCUGCAUGCUGGAGAUCCGGCAGGUUGAGAUGCUGGCGGACGGGAGGUCCUUGGUGGACACCAUUGGCAGGCGGCGGUUCCGGGUGCUGAGUCGGGGACACAGGGACGGCUACAACACUGCUGACAUCGAGUAUCUGGAGGACAAGAAGGUGGCCGGAGAGGAGCUGCAGGAGCUGCAGUGCCUGCACGAGAGCACUUACCGCUUGGCUCAGCGGUUCUGUGAGCACGGAGACCUUGCCUCCAGGCACACCUUGAUGCAGCAUGGACCACUGCCAGAGAAGGAAGAGGACAUCCAGGCUUUGGCAGAUGGCCCGACGUGGUGCUGGUGGCUCAUCUCCAUCCUUCCCCUUGACCCAUCCUACCAGCUGAACCUCUUCUCCAGCACCUCCCUGCGUGCCCGCCUCACCCAGCUGCAGCGCAUCCUCUCCUCCCUGCUGCAGCAGCCCCCUGCCCGGCACCUGCUGUCUGAGCGCAGCCCCUGGGGCCACGUCUGAGCCCCCUGGUCCCAAUGUAGGGAAGACCUCUCUCCUUUUGGGUUUCAAUUCGUAUUGCUUCAUGGUUUUGUGUGUGGUUUGAGCUCCUUCCACCCCCGCAACUCCCCCCAAAAGCAACCUGAGUGAUGAGCUGGGCACCCCCUGCCUGGCUUGGUGGGGCUGGUGCCACUCUGGCAGUGACACCAGACCAUCCAAUCCUUUUGAGAGCUGCUUGGUGACAUGGCUGUGCUGUGCCCAUUGGAGGGGAGGACUGGGAUGGAAAGCUGGGUUGGGCCUCUGGAACCAAAGUUCUGCUUUGGUGCUAAGCAGAACGCUCCUCAAGGCAGAGAACCAAAUGCUAGGUUCACCUCUUCCUCUUUGAGGGUCAAUGUAGGCUCUUUGGUAGAUGGUUGUGCCCUUUGCAGCAAAUUUUUGGGCUUGGGAGAGGUGGUGAUGGGACUCAGAGGUCUCUGUGGCUCACCCCAGCCUUGGGAGCUGACAGCUCUGUCUCCACUUACAAAUUUGACCAAAUUUCUAUUUGAAUGAGAAAGAUGAAAUUACACAAUAUGAAACCCAUCAUCCACCUCUUAACCACCUACAUGAGCAGACAGUGAGGAGAUGCUGCUCUCCGAGUGUGCCUGGGUCCAGACAUCCCUUUCCCACUGUUCUGCUCAGUGCUCUGCCUUGUCUGCUGUGCUGAGCUCCUGGCUGGUUCCCCAGGCUGGAGCUGGGCUGGAGGCUGCCAACCACUUCCCUGGCUGCUGGCUCCACUACCAUAAAGUGCUGUGGGAAGGGGGGGAUUUGGCAGUGUUGGUGCUUUUCCCUCCAUCCAAAGGCUGCUGUUUGCAAGCCUGGCCAGGUUCAGGUUGCAGGGUUUGACCUGGCAGCUGGAAGGAGCCAAUUCUGUGAGGGAGUUAAACCCCAAGCCUGGUUUUGUGAGGCUUUCUGCUCCUUCACUAGUGCAAUUUUUCUCCUGUUUGGUGUUUCAUGUGAACUUUCUGCCUCCUCAGGAGAAAAUCAGGGUCUGAGCUGAGGCUGUAUCUCUGCACUUGGAACCUUGAACAGUUCAGGAUCUCCCAGGAGAGCAGAGAGUGAAGUCAAAGGGAGUCAAGAAUCUGGAGAGAUAGUGGGGGAAGCAGGAUCUGUCACCAAGGCUGUGAGCCCUGUGCCAGGGGAGCAAGUGCCUGUCUGCAAGUGCCUGGCUGCUGCUUGUCUGUAAAGACAGAAUGGUCUUUAGAGACAGGUGUAGGAGCUCCCUGGGUUGCUGUGGGUCCCUCCAGCAAGGAAACAUGGGAGGGGGGGUGCAGGGGAGCAGCAUGGGUCUGCAUCAUGUCCAUUCUGGGAAGAGCUGGGGACCAGAACCACAUCUGCCCCUGCUGCUUUGGGAAGGGACUCAUACAAAUUGCUCCAGUUUGCUUGGAGCAUCUUGGGGGUUUGUAUUACUGUCUUUGCUCUUUGAAUUAAAUUUUCUUCCUGGUCACUGAAAUAAAUAAAAACUUUUUGUUGUU
Molecule: messenger RNA, 3612 nt
Organism: Calypte anna (Anna's hummingbird)
Lineage: Eukaryota; Metazoa; Chordata; Aves; Apodiformes; Trochilidae
Product: LON peptidase N-terminal domain and RING finger protein 1
Exons: 12
Coding region: 221-2125 (634 amino acids)
Molecular function (GO): protein binding
Source: RefSeq, a predicted model, not a curated record